GACACUAUUCGCUGUAGUUUGGAAAGAAAAAAAAUCCACCGCUAUCCAGCAUUUGUCUUGGAGGACACCUCAGCAAUAGGAAAAAUGUCUAUUUUCCCUAAGUUAUCUCUGAAGCCUGAGGUCGAAAACUAUCUCAAAGAGGGCUUUAUGAAUGAGGAGGUUGUAACUUUUUUGGGUAAACAAGAAGCUGAAAGGAAGUUCGAAACUCUGUUAAAUCACCUGUCACACCCUCCAUCCUUCACAACUGUCAGAGUGAAUACACAUUUAGCCUCUAUACAACAUGUGAAAAAUCUCUUACUUGAGGAACUUCAGAAGCAGUUUAAUGGAUUAAGUGUUCCUGUUCUUCAGCAUCCAGACCUUCAGGAAGUCUUACUCAUUCCUGUUAUUGGACCUAGAAAAGAUAUAAAAAAACAACAGUGUGAAGCCACUGUUGGAGCCCAGUGUGGCAACGCAGUGUUAAGAGGAGCCCAUGUCUAUGUUCCAGGAAUUGUGUCAGCUUCAAAAUUUAUGAAAGCUGGAGAUGUUAUUUCUGUAUACUCUGAUAUUAAAGGAAAAUGUAAGAAAGGAGCCAAAGAAUUUGAUGGAUCAAAAGUAUUUCUUGGAAAUGGGAUUUCUGAAUUAAGCCGCAAUGAACUCUUCAGUGGGCUACCUGAACUGAAAGGAAUAGGUAUAAAAAUGACAGAACCAGUAUAUCUCAGCCCUUCAUUUGACAAUGUACUACCUAGUUACUUAUUUUUACAGAAUUUGCCAUCUACUGUAGUAUCUCAUGUUCUGAAUCCUCAACCUGGAGAGAAGAUUCUAGACUUGUGUGCAGCACCAGGAGGCAAAACAACACACAUUGCAGCAUUAAUGCAUGAUCAGGGAGAAGUAAUAGCACUAGAUAAAAUAUCCAACAAAGUAGAAAAAAUAAAACAGAAUGCUUUGUUGUUGGGAUUGAAUUCCAUCAGGGCAUUUUGCUUUGAUGGAACAAAGGCUCUUAAACAUGAGAUGGUUGAGGACACAGAAGGGAAACCUCCAUUCUUACCAGAAUCUUUUGACCGAAUUCUUCUCGAUGCACCCUGUAGUGGAAUGGGACAGAGACCAAACAUGGCUUGUACUUGGACUUUGAAGGAAGUGACAUCAUAUCAACCUUUACAACGAAAACUCUUUUCUGUGGCAGUUCAACUCCUGAAGCCAGGAGGUGUGCUGGUUUACAGCACGUGCACUAUAACGCUGGCAGAAAAUGAGGAACAAGUUGCCUGGGCCCUCAGAACAUUUCCUUGCCUUCAGCUUCAGCCACAGGAACCACAGAUUGGAGGAGAAGGAAUGAUGGGAGCAGGCCUAUCAUUUGAACAAUUGAAACAGCUGCAGCGAUUUGAUCCAUCUGUUGUGCCAUUACAGGACACUGACAUUAAUUCUCUCAGAGAUACUAGAAUAGAAGACAUGAUUUGGCUGGCAAAUAAAGAUUGUAUAGGUUUUUUUAUUGCAAAAUUUGUUAAGUGGAAAAGAACAUAGGAAAAGGAUAUUCAGAAAUUAAAAUUCCAAAUAUUUGCGUUUUUUUUUUUUUUAAAGCAGAGUGUUGUCAGGCCAACUGAUUGAUGGCAUGGUUGCUAAGGAAAUAGAAAAGGCUGCCAGCUGUUUGAACAGGGAUCAAGAGACAGAAGAAGUAGUGAAGGGGGUGGUAUAAAGUUAUAUUUUAUGUUUUGAAACAAUUUUUUCUUUAUGCAUUUGGCAAAGUAUAAAGAAAAGAAGAUGCCUGCAGAUGUCUACAACACAUUUUCAGUUGGGGUCUUGUGUUUAUUUUGUAAAGAAUCCAACUCAGUUUUUCUGUUAAAAAUUAGUGAAUCUAACGAAGGGAUAAAAUUGACAAUAUUU
This is a messenger RNA of Orycteropus afer afer, 1854 nucleotides long. NCBI's taxonomy places the organism in Eukaryota, Metazoa, Chordata, Mammalia, Tubulidentata, Orycteropodidae. The record is from RefSeq and is a predicted model, not a curated record.